AUGGAAGCAAAUGCGGGUAUGGUUGCUGGGUCUUACAGGAGGAAUGAAUUGGUUCGGAUUCGACAUGAUUCUGAUAGUGGGCCCAAACCCCUCAAAAAUUUGAAUGGGCAAACAUGCCAGAUUUGUGGGGAUAAUGUUGGAGUUACAGAGAAUGGUGACAUCUUUGUUGCUUGCAAUGAGUGUGCUUUCCCAGUUUGCCGUCCUUGUUAUGAGUACGAGCGAAAAGAUGGGACUCAGUCUUGCCCCCAGUGCAAGACUAGGUAUCGAAGGCACAAAGGUAGUCCUCGAGUCGAUGGAGAUGAGGAUGAAGAUGAUGUUGAUGAUCUGGAGAACGAGUUCAAUUAUGGCCAAGGCAUUGGCAAGGCAAGGCGUCAGUGGCAGGGUGAAGAUAUAGAACUUUCUUCAUCCUCCAGACAUGAAUCUCAACCAAUUCCCCUUCUCAUGAAUGGGCAGCCGGUUUCUGGUGAAAUUCCCUGUGUUACACCUGACAAUCAAUCUGUACGAACUACAUCCGGUCCUUUGGGCCCUGCUGAAAGGAAUGUUCACUCAUCUCCUUAUAUUGAUCCAAGACAGCCAGUUCCUGUUAGAAUUGUGGAUCCGUCAAAGGACUUGAAUUCUUAUGGCCUUGGUAAUGUUGACUGGAAGGAGAGGGUUGAAGGUUGGAAGCUCAAACAGGACAAAAAUAUGAUGCAGAUGACCAACAGAUACUCUGAAGGAAAGGGGGACAUGGAAGGCACUGGUUCGAAUGGAGAUGAACUUCAAAUGGCUGAUGAUGCUCGACAACCUUUGAGUCGUGUGGUGCCCAUUGCUUCAUCUUACCUGACUCCUUAUCGUGUUGUGAUCAUUCUGCGGCUUAUUAUUUUGGGAUUCUUCAUGCAAUAUCGUGUAACUCACCCAGUGAAAGAUGCAUAUGGGUUGUGGUUGACAUCUGUUAUCUGUGAGAUCUGGUUUGCCUUGUCCUGGCUUCUGGAUCAAUUUCCAAAAUGGAUGCCUAUCAAUCGUGAGACUUACCUUGACAGGCUAUCAUUGAGAUAUGACCGUGAUGGAGAACCAUCACAGUUAGCUCCAAUUGAUGUCUUUGUUAGUACAGUGGAUCCCAUGAAAGAGCCUCCUCUUGUAACAGCAAACACUGUGUUGUCCAUACUUUCUGUUGAUUACCCUGUCGACAAAGUAUCAUGCUAUGUUUCAGAUGAUGGUUCUGCAAUGUUGACAUUUGAAGCCCUUUCUGAAACUGCGGAGUUUGCAAGAAAGUGGGUGCCUUUCUGCAAGAAGCACAAUAUUGAGCCUAGGGCCCCUGAGUUUUAUUUUGCCCAAAAGAUUGAUUAUCUGAAAGACAAGAUACAGCCUUCUUUUGUGAAAGAGCGCCGAGCAAUGAAGAGAGAAUAUGAAGAAUUCAAGGUGCGGAUCAAUGCUCUUGUUGCGAAAGCACAGAAGAUGCCAGAAGAAGGUUGGACAAUGCAGGAUGGAACUCCAUGGCCUGGAAACAAUCCCAGGGAUCACCCAGGAAUGAUCCAGGUGUUUUUGGGUCAUAGUGGGGGGGUCGAUACCGAUGGAAAUGAACUACCUCGUCUUGUAUAUGUUUCUCGUGAAAAGAGACCUGGAUUCCAGCAUCACAAGAAAGCCGGAGCCAUGAAUGCACUGAUUCGAGUUUCAGCUGUACUGACCAAUGGUGCCUAUCUUCUGAACGUUGAUUGUGAUCACUACUUCAAUAACAGCAAAGCUCUUAAAGAAGCCAUGUGUUUCAUGAUGGACCCUGCCUAUGGAAGGAAGACAUGCUACGUACAGUUCCCACAACGUUUUGAUGGCAUUGACUUGCAUGAUCGAUAUGCCAAUCGCAAUAUCGUUUUCUUCGAUAUCAACAUGAAGGGUCAGGAUGGCGUCCAGGGGCCUGUGUAUGUCGGAACUGGUUGUUGUUUCAAUCGGCAAGCUCUAUAUGGUUAUGAUCCAGUUUUGACCGAGGAAGAUUUGGAACCAAACAUUAUUGUCAAGAGUUGCUGCGGCUCACGAAAGAAGGGAAAGGGUGGUAAUAAGAAGUAUAUUGACAAGAAGAGGGCAAUGAAAAGAACUGAAUCCACUGUCCCCAUUUUCAACAUGGAAGACAUUGAGGAGGGUGUUGAAGGAUAUGAUGACGAGAGGUCACUUCUUAUGUCGCAGAAGAGUUUGGAAAAGCGCUUUGGUCAGUCACCGGUUUUUAUUGCAGCUACCUUCCAGGAACAGGGAGGCAUUCCACCGACAACCAAUCCUGCAACUCUUUUGAAAGAAGCUAUACAUGUUAUUAGCUGUGGAUAUGAAGACAAGACUGAAUGGGGCAAAGAGAUUGGAUGGAUCUAUGGUUCUGUUACUGAAGAUAUUUUGACUGGGUUCAAGAUGCAUGCUCGUGGUUGGAUAUCAAUCUAUUGCGUGCCUACACGCCCAGCAUUUAAGGGAUCAGCUCCUAUCAAUCUUUCUGAUCGUUUGAACCAGGUUCUUCGAUGGGCCUUGGGAUCUAUUGAGAUUUUGCUGAGCAGGCAUUGCCCCAUAUGGUAUGGAUACAGUGGAAGACUAAAGAUCUUGGAGAGGCUAGCAUACAUUAAUACCAUUGUGUACCCACUAACUUCUCUUCCACUGCUUGCUUACUGUGUACUUCCUGCCAUUUGCCUUGUCACUGGAAAAUUUAUUAUUCCUGAGAUAAGUAACUAUGCUGGCAUGUGGUUCAUUCUCCUUUUCGUCUCCAUUUUUGCUACUGGAAUACUUGAGCUUAGAUGGAGUGGAGUUGGUAUUGAUGACUGGUGGAGAAAUGAACAAUUCUGGGUCAUUGGUGGUACAUCAGCUCAUCUCUUUGCUGUCUUCCAAGGGCUUUUGAAAGUGCUUGCAGGCAUUGAUACCAACUUCACUGUCACUUCAAAAGCAUCUGAUGAAGAUGGGGAUUUUGCGGAGCUUUAUGUGUUCAAAUGGACAUCACUUCUCAUCCCUCCAACCACAGUUAUUUUCCUAAACAUAAUGGGUAUUGUAGCUGGUGUGUCCUAUGCCAUAAACAGUGGGUACCAGUCUUGGGGUCCACUCUUUGGCAAGCUGUUCUUUGCUCUAUGGGUCAUUGCCCAUUUGUAUCCUUUCCUCAAGGGUUUGCUGGGUCGGCAAAAUCGUACACCAACAAUUGUCAUCGUCUGGUCUAUUCUCCUUGCUUCGAUUUUCUCCUUGCUAUGGGUGCGCAUCGACCCCUUCACCUCAGACGCCACAAAAGCCGCCGCAAACGGUCAAUGUGGCAUAAAUUGCUAG
Messenger RNA from Dovyalis caffra, 3255 nucleotides. NCBI's taxonomy places the organism in Eukaryota, Viridiplantae, Streptophyta, Magnoliopsida, Malpighiales, Salicaceae. The record is from the annotation of a GenBank genome assembly.